Hemibagrus wyckioides is the source of this 2287-nucleotide messenger RNA. RefSeq names its product ectodysplasin A (gene eda). The coding region runs from base 218 to 1264 and encodes 348 amino acids. Gene Ontology annotation, cellular component: membrane. The record is from RefSeq and is a predicted model, not a curated record. Gene Ontology annotation, biological process: animal organ development; immune response. Gene Ontology annotation, molecular function: death receptor agonist activity; tumor necrosis factor receptor binding; death receptor binding. The transcript is spliced from 8 exons. Lineage: Eukaryota; Metazoa; Chordata; Actinopteri; Siluriformes; Bagridae.
UCGCUCUCUGGAAGAGAGAGAGAGCGAGAGAGAGAGUUACGGAUAAGUUCGGGUCUCGUGCGCGUGUGUGUGUGUAUAUAUAUAUGAAUGCGUGUUUGUGUGUGCGCGCGCGCGUUCAGGUGCAGGUUUGAGUCGCGCGCUGUCGUCUGUCCGUUGAUGAGCGAUGCCGAAGUGAGCCGCGGGAGAUCAGUGAAGCGCGUGCGGGAGAAUAAAGAUAAUGGGGUCGGUCACGGAGAGUCCAGAGGAGCGCGCAAAAAAGCCGGCGGUGAAGUGCGCGUGCCAGAGCCGGUGCGACGGCGGCGGAGGAGGAAGCUGGAAAGCGUUCGCGGGUCUGUUCGCGCUGUCGCUCGCGCUGCACCUCGUCACGCUCGUGUGCUACGUGGAGUUGCGCUCCGAGGUCGAGCGUGAGAUCCGGAUCCAGAAGAGCGGCAGCGGCACCGUGGCUCCUCCGGUCCCUGUGCGAGGAGAAGGAAGAGGAGGAGAAGGGGGAGGAGGAGAAGUGCACGAACAGCUGAGAGUGAGGAGACGGACAGAGGAGAGAAUCAUCCUGCGCUCCAAACGCUCAGAUUCACCUGGAAAUGGAAAGAGGAAGGGCGAGAGGAAAAAAGGUAAAAAAGGUCCACCUGGUGCUCCAGGACCUCCAGGACCACCUGGGCCUCAGGGACCACCGGGAAUACCAGGAAUACCAGGAAUACCAGGAAGCAAUGCAAUGGGACCACCAGGACCACCGGGACCUGCUGGACCUCCGGGACCUCAAGGACCACCUGGAGCUCAGGGAACACCAGGUGGAGGUGAGAGAAGCAGGUUCAGAGACACACAGCCAGCUGUGGUACACCUACAGGGUCAGGAGACAACCAUCCAGGUGAAAGAAGAUCUCUCUGAAGGCGUCCUGAAGAACUGGAAGACGAUCGCGAUGCACCACCGUGUGUUUAAGAUGCACUCGCGCUCCGGAGAGCUGGAGGUUCUGCAGGACGGGACGUACUUCAUCUAUAGUCAGGUAGAAGUGUACUUCCUGAACUUCACGGACAUUGCGAGUUACGAGGUGAUGAUCGAUAAAGAUCCGUUCCUCCGCUGCACGCGCAGCAUCGAAACCGGACAGCGCAAGUUCAACACCUGCUACACGGCUGGAGUGUGUUGGCUCCGCGCCAGGCAGAGGAUCUCCAUCCGCAUGGUGUACGACGACACCUCCAUCUCCAUGACCAACCACACCACCUUCCUUGGGAGCAUCCGCCUUGGAGAAGCCCCGCCCACUGGACACAGCUGAGCCAACUGAAUUAAACACAAAACACUCAGGGGAUAUGUCAGAGUCUCUCAUCAUCCCCGAAGGGCAACUAAAGCCAUACUGGCUCCUAGACUCCUCCCAUUACAAUAUGUGAGCCAAUUAGCUUUCAGAUUCCUCCUACCAGAUAUCACCAAACAGAGAAUCAUUUAAUCAGCUCACUUUCUUCCAGAAGAAAAAAAAAUUCUAUGCCAAUCAGCUCACUCCAUAUUCUCCCUACUGAGCAAUAGCUCCGCCUAUCUGAACCGAUGAUUAUGAAGGUUUCACCUACUGAACAUGCAGUCCACCCACUGUGGUCCACGCCCAUGAAACAAGCUGUAAAUCAGCUCACAGUCCUAGUUAGCAUAGUUAUCUACAUGGAGCUGAGACGUGAUUGGCUGGCAAUGAUGUCACAUGAUCAGGGUUCUGACUGGCUGAUCGAGGAUUGGUGGUCACUUCAGGAUGUUCUGACUACACACACACACACACACAACAGACUGUUAGGUAUAAUUACACAGUCAUUGUACACAAUUUUCAUCACAUUAAUAUUUUUACAGUUUAUGAUUUUUAUCACUCGUGUAUUUUUUUAAAUUGUAUUUUAUCCAGUGAAGAGAAUUAUGGGAUUGUUCUACAGUCUCUGGAGUUAUAAUAUUAUCAUCUUUAUAAAUGAAACCCAUCUCCAGUGCACUGGACACUGUGUUUGUGUGUGUGUGUGUGUGCAUGAGCACUGUGUUGCUGUGCUCUUAACUGUUUUCUGAUGAUUGUUGUGUAUUGUAACUCAGGAGUGUGUGUGCGCGCUGUGGGUUGUUUUAUAAUGAUUGUUGUGUGUAUUGUUUGUGUUGUGUAACUCUGGAGUGUGUGUUGUGUAACUCGGGAGUGUGUGUUGUGUGUGUGUGUGUGUGUGUUUACCAUGUUCAUGUACAUUUGUAUACUAUGCAGUGGGUGUAAAUAUGUAGAUACACAAUUUCUCCUCUUGCUCUGUUUCUGUAAAGUUCUGUAUUAAAUAUUUUUUCUCACACAGUUGUUGUG